UUUUUCUUUAUCGGCAGGAAGAAAAGCUUGCGGUUGUCUUGUAGACAAGAUUUUGAUUGGGUUGAUUUGCGAUGAAUUUUGUGAAGAAUAGAAUUUGGGGUGUAGUUCAUCAUGUCUUAUGAGCAUCAACAGUUGGACCCUGGAGCUGUAGAGGACUCUUUGGCACCUACUAGACCAAUUUGUCAACACGUGGAUUGGUCUAAGAUAGGUCUUACUCCAACAAGACUACAAUUUAUUGGAGAACUAGUUUCAGAGUUCAUUGGUAUUUACUUGCUUAUUUUGGUUGGGGACAGUUGUUCAUGUAUGGCUUUGCUCUUCUCACCUAGUCCUUAUUUGACAUCCUAUUGGGGAGUUUGUAUCACAUGGGGUUUAGCAGUCACUUUUGCUAUUUAUGGCACGGGUGGUGUCUCAGGCUGUCAUAUCAAUCCUGCAGUCACUGUAAGCUUUGCACUCUUCCGAGGUUUUCCAUGGUGGAAAGUGGUGCCAUAUAUUAUUGCACAGUGGAUGGGUGCAUUUGUAGGCGCUUUUUCUGUAUACAAUAUGUAUUUUCCCAUAUUUACAGCAUAUCUCAACAGCAACAAUAUUACCAAGCAAGAUUCAGUCACUAGCUCAGAAUCUUUCUUUACUUCGGUCAAUGAGCAUCUCACCAAUUAUGAUGGUUUUAUUGGACAAAUAUAUCAAACUGGCAUUUUAUUAUAUGGAAUCUUUGCCGUUACUGACCCAUUCAAUCCCAACUCGUUUAGUCACAAUGGAUUGAAGGCAUUGCUUAUUGGUUAUGUAGUUGCAAUGGUUGGUGGUGGAUUUGGCUUUCUUGAGGGUUUUGCUAUCAAUCCUGCAAGAGAUUUUGGUCCAAGGGUGGCUGCUUAUGCUCUCGGUUGGGGGAAGGCUGCCUUUCCUGGUUUCCAUAAUUAUUGGUGGGGUCCUAUUUGUGGACCUUUGAUUGGAGGUCCUCUUGGUGCAUUUAUUUACGAAGCCUUUAAUCGUCCUUUUAUGCCAGGAGUGCAAGUUCACGGAGAUACCCCUCUGAUGAGUGCUUGGAGCCGUUUGGUUAUUAAGCUUUUCCCUAAAAUGGCGUUAUAUCAUUUUCAGAAGGGAGAAUCAGAAAAGUCCAGCAUUUUCAUCGAAGAUAGAUUCCAUCAGGAUAUGCAUGUUAAUAUGGAUGUUGGUCCAGGUGGAACAACACAACAAGAGUCUGGUAUAGAAGGUUUGGAUAGAACUUUGUAGUGUUUUUUUUAGUUGUGAUAGAACCUAGUUGUUGAGUUGAUCAAUAGCUGCUAUUUACGAAUUCUUGUUUAUUUUGAUUGUCAAAAAGAAAUUUAGAAAAUAGGAAGAGUUAUUUUGAAUGUAGAGA
Molecule: messenger RNA, 1351 nt
Organism: Galdieria sulphuraria
Lineage: Eukaryota; Rhodophyta; Bangiophyceae; Galdieriales; Galdieriaceae
Product: aquaglyceroporin related protein, MIP family
Exons: 1
Coding region: 112-1224 (370 amino acids)
Biological process (GO): glycerol transmembrane transport
Cellular component (GO): plasma membrane
Molecular function (GO): glycerol channel activity
Source: RefSeq, a predicted model, not a curated record